AUGUCUGGAACUUCCAACGUCGGUAACUCUGCUGUCUACGAGGCUCAGGACCAGAGAACCUACAAGGACUCUGAGAUCAACGAGGCCAAGCAGGAGGCUCGCUUCCAUGAGGGCAAGGAGCAUUCUCACCAGGCCAACGACUCCAAGGACGAGCGCACCAUCGCCAACAAGCUCGAGCGUGAGGAGAAGCGCGAGAAGGAGGGUGAGGAGAAGUCUCUCCAGGCCCAGCAGAUCGAGAAGGAUGCUACUCUUCCCGCCAGAUCGCACGGCAACGAGCCCAGCAAGGGAGCCAAGAUCGACCAGCAGAUUGCCGAAGAGGAGGCUGCCGAGCUCGCAAAGAAGGGCUCUUUCGGUCCCUCCAACUAA
Molecule: messenger RNA, 366 nt
Organism: Aureobasidium namibiae CBS 147.97
Lineage: Eukaryota; Fungi; Ascomycota; Dothideomycetes; Dothideales; Saccotheciaceae
Exons: 3
Coding region: 1-366 (121 amino acids)
Source: RefSeq, a predicted model, not a curated record